Messenger RNA from Orbicella faveolata, 6302 nucleotides. RefSeq lists its product as uncharacterized. Gene Ontology annotation, cellular component: nucleus. The record is from RefSeq and is a predicted model, not a curated record. Gene Ontology annotation, biological process: regulation of transcription by RNA polymerase II; anterior/posterior pattern specification. Gene Ontology annotation, molecular function: DNA-binding transcription factor activity, RNA polymerase II-specific; RNA polymerase II cis-regulatory region sequence-specific DNA binding. NCBI's taxonomy places the organism in Eukaryota, Metazoa, Cnidaria, Anthozoa, Scleractinia, Merulinidae.
UUUGAUUCUCGAGGACAUUAUACAAUUUGGUGGUCGAUCACACGCUGAGCUUAGCAUGCGCCGAUUAACUUGAUGUCUGUUUGAUGGACUACAGCGUAAUUCAUUAAGCUCUAAUGAGACGAAAUCAUAGAGCGAUUAAAGCGAUGGCACGACCGUUUAACGCAUUUCCGGUCACUCUUACCGGGCAUUGUUUGAGCUCGGUUGCAGUAGCAGUGUUCAGCGCCUUUCAAAAGUUGCCAUUCGGCGGUAUCUCACGCAACGAAAUAAACCCGUUCAUUAUUUGAUUUCAACAAAUUUGUUUUAAUAAAGCAGCUCCGUGUUCUAGUCAAGUAUGAUGGAUGACUGCAUGUAAAACAAAGGGUCAACGGGAAUUGUUAUUGAUGCGGCUCUUCUGAAGUGCUACCCACCCCUGGCGCCUCGGAGUCGACCCAUUGAAUGCGUUCGCUGUACUGUUUGAAAACACGGCAGAGCAAAACAAAAAAGAUCGAUCAGCUUUUGUUUAACAUAGACCAACUACGCGUGGCUCGGUACGAUCGUAUUUACCUCAGCAAUUUCAGAAAUGCAUUAUCAGAGAAAUGGCAUACACGAAUUGGCUCUUCUUACUCAUUCAUUUGUCAAAAAAAAAGAAAAUAAAACUAUUUUUGCAUCUUGUACAAUGGUGUUUUAGUUUUGUAGGGUUCUCUUUACUAACAUUUUUGUCUUAUUUCAGUUAGACUUGACUGCCUAAUCUCUGCGGGCAUGUUUUAACCACGCUAGCAGUAUUAAAUUCCAGUAAUUUAUUGUCACUCCAACACACUCAAGCUCAAUUCGGAGAUGGUUUUCUCUUCUUGUAAAUUCAUCCUGUCUCUUUUAUUUUAUUCUUUUUCGGAAAACAUUUCAUACAUGUCGGCGGCAUUCAUGAAUUCUCUUAUCACAUUGCUUUUCGCACAUUAUUAACGGCCAUUCUCAGUAUUUCCAGGCCGCUGUUGCCUUCAGACAGCCGAAAAUGCCGCCACACUUACAUGGAGUCAGAAAGGAAACGUCGUGUCUUGCCCAAGAUGGUCUUGCUUGUGUUAUUAUUAACGUUUCCCAUCGUACGCCGGGGACAGUUUGUACGUUUUCUUUCUACGCACGUGUUUCUGCCCCCUGCGCACACUGUAAUUUUUUUCCGCUGGAAGAGAAAAAUUAGCCCCAUUUGUUCUAAUUACCACAAGUGUGUUCAGGAGAUUCGGGUAAUUUAUAUUACAAACAACUCUUACUGAAGUGUCACUUGAAAAAAGCUGCCUGCAAGCGCUAUAAAGUGACUAGUGAUUUAUGAAUCACAAGCUAUAGAAGAAAAGGCAAAAAUAUUUCUACGACAACACGGUUAUAGUCUCAACUGAUUGAACAUUUAAUAAACUUGCUAUUUGUCUAGUUGAGGCAUCUGAGAUCCAUAUCUACACUUAUUAAUAAUAAUUUCAGCUACUAAAGCAGAACGUUUUUUGUUCUGUUUCGCGAGUUUUGCACGUGCCUACAUGUAGAACAUUUUUUUGGUUUCCGCUGGUUGUGUAAGUGCGUCUCCUCAUAUUCUCCAGUCAAUACAGCUCUUGUUAGCAGCCCGCUGUGACGACGACAAAACCCUGCUAGAGAACGAUCAGUCACAGAUGUUUGCUGUGGAGAAAUCAUUCACGUUGAAUACGAAAGUUAUUAACCGCACGAAUGGUUAAAAUAAGCAAAUCCUUGACAUAUAUCUGGUUUACAAGGUCGGAGCAAGUGCCGCUAAAAAUAGGAUGAUUUGCUAUUUCAAUCCAUAUUUUUUUAAAUUAUGAUGUGUUAAAAUUUCUACCCCCUUUGUGUAAACGGUGGGAAUUCAGCCAGUUUGCCUCCAGGUCUCGCUACAGUGUGAAACCCGCGAAUUUAUCGCUAAAUUAAAAGAUAAGGAACUUGUUAUAUUAAAUCCUUUUGAAGACAAAGAUUUGGUUUUUGUUUUCCACGCCUUAAUAUUUUAUCUACAACGAGAUGAAAUGGACGCUUUUAAUUAAAUUUAUCACCCGGUUGUCUUGGCUGGUUCACUCACUCGCACGCGCCGUAUAACAGGCGCCAGCAGUUUACCGAGUUAGCAGUGCGAUGACGUAGUGUAUUUGUUGACUAGCCAAUCAUGAAAUUAAUCUACCUAUCUAAUUAUAGCGCUGAAUUAUGACUAGUGCGAGAGAAUAUUGAUCUCGACAGCCUGGUGCCUCUCUCAUUUGUAGCUUGAGCCAGUGUUCCGUUGAUUACGGUUUUCAAACGCGUGUCUAACAUGGACUGUUUUUAUCAAGCAAAUCAGAGAAUUCGCCCGCCUUCCUACUUCAAUUCUCCACCUAUAAUGUACGGUUAUGGAGUUCCAUCGUACUAUUCCCCACCGUUUUUCCCGCUGGGCCGUAACUCUGAGAUUCACAUGCCGCCAGGGGCUUCUACAAGCCCUCCUUUGAGAGCUGCAAACCCAGUGACGAACUCGGAAAACCGUACAAGCCCUGUUUCGACAGCGUCUCAAAGCCCUCCUGAAUCACCGAGCGAAAGUUCCACUCACGAAACAAACGAGCUUAGCGAUGAGCCCUGCCAAUCUGGAAAGGAUGCUAGCGAGUCAGAAGAUAAAACAGACGAAGAAGAGGAUAAAGAUGUCCCCUGGCACUACAAACAGCCUUUCAAGCAUCGAAGACGAGUUGCUUACAAGCGAAAUCAAAUUUUGGAAUUAGAAAAAGAAUUUCACUUCACACGGUACCUCACGAAGGAAAGACGCACAGAAAUGGCAACAAUGCUACAACUCUCCGAGCGACAAAUCAAAAUUUGGUUCCAAAAUCGACGAAUGAAGUGGAAAAAAGACAACAAGCCGGUAAUACCGACAAGUAGAGGAAUGCGGCGAGGCUGCACAAGAUAGAUGUGUUACAAAUGUUUUGAGAUUAUCAAUUACAAUUGUCGUAAAUCCUUUUAGUACAGACUUGAAGGUGUAUAAAAAUUUCUCUUUCCCGUUUGUCGGGCGAAUAGAGUGUUACGCAGCCACCUAAGUGUUACAAAUUACGUUCAAUUUUCAUUCCACCACAUGUACGGGGUCUUGUCAAGUCUUUGUCGGUUCGCAUUCAUUGACUGUCAGUCCAAGGGAUCAGUGAGCCAACGCGAGCGUAUCGGACACAGGCGUUGAAAAAGAAAUUUGUGAAAUUGUAAAUAAAACAUGAAGUCUUGUUCACAGUUUCAGUCAGACGUCCGUAGACCGGUUAUAGAUGAGGUGUUAAGCCGAUUCGUCCAAACAGAGACAACGAGGCUCUGGCACUUCAAUCUUUGUUCCAGUGCUUUGUUUUUCAAACGUUAAUGUUAUCUUAAACUAAAGCAUUGUGAACUCAACUAUACGCUUCGUCUCUCUUUCUGUGUCAUUGCACUUUAACAGUUUAAGACAUAUUCGUUUUUUAUCGAGUGCUAUUGUAAAGCGACAUUUAAUAAUUCAAUACUGAAAGAGUUCUGUACUUUUUCUCCUGUACAUCUGUUUAGACGCGGAUUAAAAUCUCCAGCAAUUAAAAGUACUAUACUCUAAACUCCAUUUAUCGACAUUCGUAUAAACCAUAUGUAGAAUAUUUAAAUGGUUUGUGUAAAAUGUUUUUAUGCCAGUAGCAAUAAAACCAUUUUUCAAAGCUCUCCAUUUGUCGUAAUAAUUUUGUAGUGAAACUUUUCUCAUCCACGAUUUAUUCUACAGUCGAGUGUGUUAAUAUGUACAGUUUCCUGUGUACAAGAUGUUCUUGUUGUUUGCCACUAAAAACUGCAACUGACGUCCUUUAAGUAAUGUUAACUCAUACUCAUUUAUUCAAGAAAGCAACGCGAAAUUCCCUGACCGCCGAUAGGAGUUUCCAUAACUAUAGCGAGUGUUUCUUUGAGCUCACCAGCACGCUUUCAUUUCCCCAACUGAAAUUAAGCUGUAGUUCUUUAAAUUCUACACGCUAGAUACAGUUGCUGCUAGUAGAAAUAUCUUAUCUGUCGUUUUCUUAAUAUAUGCGAUUUCAAACCAAUUUCUAUUGAAAGUAUUAAAGUCUCCUUGCAAAUGAUCGUAGCGACGCUGGGGGCAACUGUUAUGUUGUUGAACGAGCUUUUCAAGGGUCACUGAAUGGCAAAUUUAUUGUGAAGUUAUCUGUUUGAUUAAGCAAAUUAUUAAAUAAAAACAAUUAAUACUGAAAAUACACUUUUAUGCCUUCAAGGCUAAAGUGCAAAUUUGCAUGAGUUAUGGCGAUAAAGAUCGCUAGUUGUUUUAAUCACAGAGGCCGAGAAAUAGUCUACGGCAUUCGCCAUGUUAAACAUGUUUGAGUCUCACUGAGUCACUCUAGUGAAACUAAACUUUGAAAAAUGUCCAUAACUUUAGCCGGCUUUUUGCUCAAUAUUUCUAAAACCUAAACAACGUUUUGUUCAAUAUGACAUAACAUAUGGAUAGCUUAAUUGUUUUGGAUAUGACAAUUUCGACCUUUUGUUGAAUCCACCAUUUGAACUGUGUUGAAAAUUGAAGCUACUUCUGUGUUGAAAACAGUUGAAAACAACGUGUACUGAAGUAAAUAUUUGUAUAUGUGUUUCGAGGAUAGAUAAACCUCUCUUCUUUUUUCUAUCACAACAUGUGGCGACAUAAUUUGAACAGUUAACUUCGAUAGAGCUCUUGAAUUUAAUUUCAUGAGCUCUCCAAGAAGAUACGGCAGAAUACCGAAUGAACUGCAACAAACAAUUGCGGAAUACAUAUAUUCUGCUCGUUCACAAACUGGAGCCAGUGAAAGUUUUAACUAUAAAAAUUGCAAAUUAAGACCCUCGUAUAUUCCUUUUGUCCCUCCAUGAUUAACAAUUCGAUUUUUAAGAUACUGAAUGCUGCUGACAAGUAGAGAGAACAAAUUUUUAAUUACGCCAUUAGCCUUCUGCGACAUUCGUGUUCUAGUGGCUCGGCUGUUGCGGAGGCUUUGCCCUUCGCUCAUUAAAUGUUUCCAAUCUUUUCUGUUUUUCACAGAUUGAACGGCAAAGAAUUCUAGUUUAAAAAAGCCCACUUCUUCUCGAUACUCUGUGUGUAAUAACCCAAACUACAACUCUAGCAUGAAAUAUGCAAUUCAAAUGGCCAUAAAGAUAACUUGAGACUAUUUUGGUGCAAUUUUCGAGGGUCGCUUCAUAUGACAGGUUUUGUGUUUCGAAAUGUCGCAACAUUUCGUUGCUGCAGUUGUAACCAGCAGCAGAGAAGGGAAAAGUUGUUUUUUCUUUGCCACUCUUAAACGAUUAACAGCUUUUUCACCAAAGUUAAUUGUGCGUAUAAACAGAAUCUCUUGCUAGGUGUGAAAAAUGUCAACUUUGCUAAAGAGCUUGGUCUCCAGCAGUCGAUAUUACUUCGAGUUCAAUCUCCCGAUUUUCUCGCACAAAAUGUCCGUAUGAUCACCACGAUAGCAAAGGUAAGAUCUAAGAUACCCUCAAAGAGUUUAACCGAACUCCAGACAACGAAUUAUUGAAAUACGAAUAGAAUUUCGUUUGAUGCAGUCAAGAGGCUUCCUGGGGUUUCAACCUAUUAGCCAUGUUGUCGAUUUCCUUUGUCAAACCACAGUGUACAAGUUCAAAAGCCUUUCUGCUCUAGAUUUAAACAGACGUGGAAGAUACUAUAACAACACAAAAGGAAGAAAAAGCUAUCGUAAUGUACGGAAAAUAUUGACAACUUUACGGACGGCAAAAAUGAACGAGGACUAGAGCACAUUUUUACAAGUAGUUAGUUUACAAGCCUCACAUUUGCCUGUGAACUGAAUGAUUUCAUUGUACAAAGUGUUUCUCUCGAGAUAUUCGUUAUGCUGCAGGAAUUUUAAUUUAUGACAUAGUUCUAUUGCAUCAUUCAAAAGCGCUGAAGUUAUGAAACGUUUUCUAACGGGAUUCCGUGAUUUCUCUUCUCUUAGUACUGGCAGACAAAAUGGCCGCUAGUUCUUCCUCAAUCUUCUCAACCGUUCUUCGUGUGCAUUCACAAUAAACAUUUUUUCGAACCACAUUUCACAAAACUUCUUUCAGCAAAAUUGAAACAGCUAAACCUCAAGAGGAAAAUAAUUAGUUUAAUUUAAUAGCAUGAACGUGCAUGAACGAUAAACAGUAUAUACAUUGAAGAAGAAUUUUUUCCAGUGGUUAAGGAAAUCUGAUAAACGCCACGCCCAGACCUUGGUUAGAUGGAAUUACAAGGUGUCGUCUGAAGUAAGGGUCGUGAUUCAUAACGAAAAAGCGAGGAAAUUAUAGUUACCCAGCCAUACAACGUGAACUAUAGCACAGCCAGUACAAGGGAAAUCAUUCUUCCCAUUGUUCGUAAAUAUGAUAAAAUAAUACCUUCA